Molecule: messenger RNA, 3932 nt
Organism: Hippocampus comes (tiger tail seahorse)
Lineage: Eukaryota; Metazoa; Chordata; Actinopteri; Syngnathiformes; Syngnathidae
Gene: has3
Product: hyaluronan synthase 3
Exons: 5
Coding region: 673-2346 (557 amino acids)
Biological process (GO): polysaccharide biosynthetic process; extracellular matrix assembly; hyaluronan biosynthetic process
Cellular component (GO): plasma membrane
Molecular function (GO): hyaluronan synthase activity
Source: RefSeq, a predicted model, not a curated record
AGGGGUGGCUCCACGCAUCCAAACCGUGGCUUGUCGGAUUCCGCUGGCUGCAUUGCAGUGAGAAAGGCAAGGCAAGGCUUCAGUGUGGAGGUACUGGUGGGAGCGUGGAAGGGAGAGGGAGGGUGGGAGAGAGAGGCAAGGACAGGACGGUGGCGGCGGGAGAUAAGAGCCCGGUGGGAGAGGGAUGGAAAACCAUCUGCGCGCCGGAGGUUUGAAGUGCAGCUGAUACUGCGGCACGUGACAGCGGGACAGCUGCGGAUGAACCAUGGGCAACCUUCAACCUUUUUGACCUCCCACUGGGCCAGCCAGGAUGGAGAACUAGGAGAAGAACUGGAGUGAUCGUAUCCAGUCUUCAAGGGCUUCAUCAGAGAGCGUCCUGGGAGACAGAACGGGGGGAGGGUGGUGGAGGAGGAGGAGGUGGUUUGUGGGGGGGGGGCUGUCUCACAGAAGUGGUCUCGCAGUGGUUUAAGGUGGCGGCUGUAUUUUUGGGAUCCUGCGAAUGAAGCGAGCACACUGGAAUAAAGAUGUAGUGUGAACUGGUGGAGGGAGGGGGACGGAACAAGGAGAGUGCUGUGCUAAGGGAAGGAGAGAACGUCCCAGCUGAACGCACGGACUGGGAGGACAGAUCUUUGGGGGGGGAGGCAAAGACGGAGGGCCCACUGGAUCAGAAAGAUGACCUCCCGCUGCAGGAAUGCGGUGAACAUCGUGGUCACCACCCUUUUUGCAGCGGUGGUCCUCUUCACCAUCCUGCUGGCCUAUAUCACAGGUUACCAGUUCAUUCAAACUGAGCAGCACCACCUCUCCUUUGGCCUCUAUGGUGCCUUCCUCUCUCUCCACCUUCUCCUCCAGAGCCUUUUUGCCUUUCUGGAGCAUCGGCGCAUGAAGAUCCCCACCCAUCCUCAACAUCUCCGCCGCUCUGUUGCCCUCUGCAUCGCUGCCUACCAGGAGGACCCGGACUACUUAAGGAAGUGUCUGCGCAGUAUCAGGCGGAUUUCUUUCCCAGGACUAAAAGUAGUGCUGGUAGUGGAUGGGAACCGACCAGAGGACCGUUACAUGAUGGACAUUUUCCAGGAGGUGAUGGGUGGGGCUGAGCAGGCGGGCAGCAUGGUGUGGAAGGGAAACUACCACAGCGAUGGGAGCGGCGGAGGGCCUGUCGGAGGUGGGGGGAGCACAGUUCACGUGGAGGAGACGUUACGAGUCACUCGGCUGGUCAGAGGUUGUCGCUUUUCCUGUAUCAUGCAGGAGUGGGGAGGGAAGAGGGAGGUGAUGUACACGGCCUUUAAAGCAUUGGGGGACACUGUGGAUUAUGUGCAGGUGUGUGACUCUGACACAGUUCUGGACCCAGCAUGUACCAUUGAGAUGUUGAAGAUCUUGGAAGCCGAUGCGGCAGUAGGAGGAGUUGGGGGAGAUGUACAGAUCCUGAACAAGUACGACUCCUGGAUCUCCUUCCUCAGCAGCGUGCGUUACUGGAUGGCCUUCAACAUUGAGCGUGCCUGCCAGUCCUACUUUGGAUGUGUCCAGUGUAUCAGCGGCCCUCUGGGGAUGUACAGGAAUUGCCUUCUCCAGCGCUUCCUGGAAGCCUGGUACCAUCAAACCUUCCUGGGCUCCAAGUGCAGCUUCGGCGACGACCGUCACCUCACCAACCGAGUGCUAAGCUUCGGCUACAAGACAAAAUAUACAGCCCGAUCGCAGUGUCAGACUGAAACGCCAACACAGUACCUGCGUUGGCUCAACCAGCAGACUCGCUGGAGUAAGUCGUACUUCCGGGAGUGGCUCUAUAACGCUUUGUGGUUUCAUAAGCACAGCCUCUGGAUGACCUAUGAAUCUGUGGUCACUGGCUUCUUCCCGUUCUUUUUGGUAGCCACGGUCAUCCAUCUCUUCUACCGCGGAAGGCUAUGGAACAUCUUGCUCUUCUUGUUGACCGUCCAGCUGGUUGGGAUGUUGAAGGCCACCUAUGCCUGUUUCUUGCGCGGUAGCCUGGUCAUGAUCUUCAUGUCGCUCUAUUCUCUGCUCUACAUGUCCAGCUUACUCCCUGCCAAAAUAUUUGCCUUACUAACAAUCAACAAAGCAGGGUGGGGAACUUCGGGCCGCAGGAAGAUUGUGGUAAACCUGAUCGGUGCUGUCCCUGUGACAGUGUGGACGAUGGUGCUGCUCGGGGGCGUGGUGUAUACGAUUUACUGUGAAACACGGCAGCCAUUGAGUGAGUCCGAAAAGGUUUUGUUAAUAGCGGGGACAAUACUCUAUGCCUGCUAUUGGCUCAUUCUGCUGGUGCUUUACCUUGCAAUUGUAGCCAAACGGUGCAACAAGCGGGAGGAUCAGUUUCACCUGCCAUAUGCAGAGGCAUAAAACUGCUUGAAGAAGGCUCGACAGGUCAACAACAUGAAGACCAACUGCUGUAUCCGCACACCUCUGUGAACUGCCGGAGCAACUGCACGGUCAUGUCUGCACUACCGGUGCUAAAAAGGUGGGCAUGUGAAAUCCAAGCAGCAGGGAGAGGAGAUCCAGUCAGGAGAAAACUUGUGAGAUGACUGCAUCCAUGAAGCAUGACGCCGUUUGCACGGAAACGAGUGACCCAGUGUUCAUACGCUUUAUUUGAACAUCGCGUAGUCCAUGGGUACGGGUUAGCUGUGCAACCACAACAAAGCGGUCCGGAAUGGUGCUCGUGAUGCGUUUAGUGCAAAGAAUGAAUCAAAUGGAACUAAGUGCAGUAAAGAUGGUUGGUCUGAUUUAAAUGUUUUGACUUCAUAUAAACGGUACAAACAACUGUAGAACUUAAGAGCCUCAACAAGCAACGAGAAAGUCAAGUUAAUUAACAGAAGAACGGCAAAGGAGAUCAAAGCUGCAUUCUGUCUGAUACUUCAAGACCUGAAAGAAUAUCUACAGGAAACAGGUCUGAAUAACGACGCAACUGAAGGAACUGAGAUCAAGGAGAGGCUGAAAUAAAAUUAACAAAAGAGCAACUGAUUUGGUCGGUUCGCCAACUGAAGUGACCAAAAGCCUGACUAAAAGCAGCCACUAUUUCCAUUUGGAUUUUAUGAUUUGAACUUAUAACAUUUUGAGCAAACCACCACACUAAAAGAUCCUGAUCAUGCUCAGAAUAAAGCAUUCUAGACCAUUUAAUCAAAUGUCAAUUUACUGAAUAUGCCUGUACUGAAAGGUAUCAGGAUAAAUAAGGUUUUACAAUUUUGUAAAAUAGUAGUAGUAGUAGCAAUAAUAAUAAUAAUAAUAAUUGAUUUUUUUAGCAUUGACAUUCACGGAACAGAAAAUGGAUGGGUGGAUUAAUUUGGGAUUUUACUGUACAUAAAGACUGGGUGUGCCCCCAACUGAUUCCAAACAACAUAUUGCACAAAACCCCUGGGGGGUAGAUUCUGUUUUCAACUCUAUAAACAUCUCUUAUUUUGCAUUUACAAUUGGUGUUCAUUAUCAUGAGCAACACCUCUCUAGUGCCAAAAAAGGUGGGUAGUUAAGGGUCCGAUUCAUCUUAUUUGAAGCUUCAGUGGUGUGAGCAACCCAAACCAUGUCAUUUCUCCAUUUUAAUAACUGUCAUUGAACUGGCACUCGCAUAUGUGCAAACAAAACACAGAUAAAUAAACCAGUAGGCAACCACAAAGAAAAUAACUCAAAUGUUCUUGGUGCUGAAUGCUGAUGAACGGACACAGCAGGUCUUAUUACUCAACAAUGCACACUUGUACAGAACACGGAAUGCGGCUUUCUCACCAGAAAUUCACAGCCUGGGUGAAGUGGAGGGGGCUUGUUCGGCUGUGAUGAGGAGACAUAAGACCCAAAACUGGAUAUGCGCUAGUGGCUAUAUGUUGACAGAGACUGUUCCAACCAGCACAUAGAGUGGAUGGAUUACGUUAAAAGCACAAAGAAUGUGACAGAGUGGCUAUGUAAGUGUUGGCCUGUCCCAAUUUUGAUCAAGCUUCUAGAAA